AUGGAUGUUUAUUGCUUACAGCGUGAUUUACCAAAUUUGAAGGUAGCUAAUGAUAACCCCAAAUUCACCGGUCCGAUAGUAAAUGUAACGAUUCCCGUAGGAAGGGAAGCAAUAAUAGAAUGUGGGGUAGAUAACCUAUCUACAUUUAAGGUUGCUUGGUUGCGUGUCGACACUCAGACAAUUUUAACUAUUCAUAGUCACGUUAUUACCAAGAAUCACAGGAUAGGAGUUACACAUAGCGAGCACAGAGUGUGGUACCUGCACAUUAGAGACGUACGGGAAUCGGAUCGUGGAUGGUACAUGUGUCAAAUUAAUACGGAUCCUAUGAAAAGUCAAGUGGGAUACCUGGAUGUGGUGGUUCCUCCGGAUAUUUUGGAUUAUCCUACAAGUACCGAUAUGGUUGUGCGGGAAGGCUCAAACGUGAGCUUUAAAUGUGCCGCCACCGGAUCACCUGAACCUGCAAUAACGUGGAGAAGGGAGGCUGGGGAAGCUAUCGCUUUAGGAAAUGGGCACGAAGUUCCAAGUGUAGAAGGGAGUAUAUUCAAUAUCACCAAAGUUAACAGACUUCACAUGGGACCGUAUUUGUGUAUAGCUUCCAAUGGAGUUCCUCCCUCGGUUAGCAAGAGAAUAAUGCUUAUUGUUCAUUUCCCGCCCAUGAUAUGGAUACAAAACCAACUUGUAGGAGCUUACGAAGGCCAACAAAUUAGCUUAGAUUGUCACUCUGAAGCUUAUCCCAAAUCCAUCAACUACUGGACUAAGGACAGCGGUGUGAUCAUUUCGCAAGAGAAGAGAAGAGGGGUUUAAAAUGGGUCGAGAAAG
Messenger RNA from Photinus pyralis (common eastern firefly), 819 nucleotides. Its product is annotated as lachesin-like. Bases 1 to 804 code for a protein of 267 amino acids. The record is from RefSeq and is a predicted model, not a curated record. The transcript has 7 exons. NCBI's taxonomy places the organism in Eukaryota, Metazoa, Arthropoda, Insecta, Coleoptera, Lampyridae. Gene Ontology annotation, cellular component: neuron projection.